Paramisgurnus dabryanus is the source of this 9838-nucleotide messenger RNA. NCBI's taxonomy places the organism in Eukaryota, Metazoa, Chordata, Actinopteri, Cypriniformes, Cobitidae. The record is from RefSeq and is a predicted model, not a curated record.
GGUAAGCAACUGUCUGUCACGGUCACUGUUGUGUUCACUUCUCACUGAUCAAACAUCACAGUUCAUGUUUUUCGUCGAUGAGUAUAAUGACACACGGAUGGAUUUAAUCUGACCUGCUGACAGGCACAUCUGUAACUUUUGACGUCUCAUAUAAACAGGCUUUCUCAACCAGGUUUCAUGGCUCAGUUUUUAAACGUCAUGAUAUAUACUGACCCAUAAAACUGAUGACUGUUCCUCCAGGGAAUUGAACAAACAGCGAUGACGGCAGUUUUUUUUUAAAGCAGCAGGUAGGAGAACAUUAACCAGGCAGACAUCAGGCCUGUGUUACUCAAGCUUACUUGGAAACAGACACCUGAGCCCCGGUGUGUUACCUCCCCCACCCGUGACAUCACACGCCUCUUUUAUCUGCUGCCAAAGACAAAGCCGCAUUUAACUUGCAGUAAUCAGCGCUGUGACCUAACCUGUCAUGCACUGGAGAUGCGUGAGGAUUUGCGUGUGCUCUUUUGUGAUGUUUUCUGCAGUAUGCUGAUAUAAUAGAGAUAUGAGCUCGGCUGGACUCGAGUUCUCGUGAGCUAAGAGUCAUGAAACUUUGUCCUUGUCAAGCUCCAGUUUAUGGCAAUUGUGUGCUAACAGUUCAUCUUGGUGAUGAGGUGCUCAGUGAUGGAGAACAGGGCGAGGUCGAGCUCUUCCUGUUGUUUACCGGCUCCACUCAGAGACAUCUUACUAGUACGCAGAGGGUUAACCAGACCACCCUUCAGGCUGUCUGUCCAGCUCAUAACUGUUGUGAGUCGGUGCCGGUCACUCUGUGCUCAGCGGGACCUGAUGGUUUUAUUCAAACGCUGGCCAGCAGGCACCUGUGCUUCACACAGGAUCUGGCCUUCGACAUGGCUCAGUUUCUGGUGAGCGCGGCGGGUCGGACAGACGUGCUGGAGGAGGCUCUGCUGCUGGAUGAACAUCAGAUUCCCAUGCAGGAGUGUGAGAGAUUGGACCAGAGUCUGUCCCUGGCUCUCGGACAUCUCGCACUGCCCUCUGACUGGAACCUGAUGGGAGAUAACACAAAGCUGGAACCUCAAGAGACCCUCCUUCAUUUUGCAGCCCGUCGUGGGCUUUACAAAGUGGCCAGUUUCCUCCUAAAACGGUCAGGGGCUCGAGAGGCCCUCAACAUGUGCAACAAAGAGGGGGACACGCCGGCAGUCAUCGCCCGGAGCCGAGGACACACGGCACUGCUGGAGCUCUUCACCCAGGAGGAUUACUCAGACAUGGGUGUUGAGACGCUCAAACAGAUCUCCUCCGGCACAUGUGCGGUACAGCACCACCCCUCUCUGAACACCUACACCCUAACUGUAAGCAGUGAGCCAGGCGGCGCUCCACCCAGCCUGCAGGCUGACAUCCUACAACUGCGCAGACACAUCAUCUGCCAUCGCAUAGGCAAGGGAGGAGUUGUGUUUCAGCAGAGCUCCGAGUCUCCUCAUGCUCCCCAAGAAUGCGUUGCCAACCGAGAAAGCAGAGAUGGUCGUUUUGAAGUGACACAGCGCAACUCCCUCGAUAAAAGUGAGCUGGUGUUCACUCCUUUCAGUAUAAAAGAAAACAAAGACACAGAGCGUAAUGACUCGCUGGAUCCGUUACACAACAGGGAGGGUGACAAAGAUCCCUCGCUCAGCUGUGAACCUCCAGCGUCUCCCCUACGCAAUGGCAACAGUGAAGAUCAGCGGGCGUGUGCUUGUGAAAACAGCGAGAGUGAUUACAAAGAGCAAGAGGAGAACUUAGAUGUUGCCGGGAGCUUGAGAGAUAGUAGUGAUGCUUUACAGAGCGGAUCUGAAGGUGAAAGCAUAGACUGCGCUGCCCUUUCCUGUGGACAACAGCCAGAGGAAACUGAUAAAGCUGACGACAUCAUCUGUGAAACAUCGGGUUGUGCUGAGGGGCCUGAGGGGGGAAACCGGGAAGAGGGACAAAAUUCGGUAGAGAAGAAACCACCGGAGAAGCUUUGUUAUACAGUAGAGGCAGGAGAAAUGGGAAUCACGCAGUCUUUAGACACGCCGGAAAGCUCGGAUGUGGAAUCUAGUUCUCAGGGUGUUGAGAGCGAUGAUGAGGGAGAGGAAGAUGAUGGGUUUGUAGAUGCAUUAGAACCAGAGAAGGUGAAAGAAGAAAACAAAGAUUUACACCCAGAGUUGGAAGAGCCGUUUAUAGAGGAUGUUAAGCAACAUCAAAAUGACUGCGUGAAACAAAUUUUAUCUGAGAGUGAAAUUCACGCUUGCCAUGAAGCCAUUUGCCAACCAGGAACCCAUGAGCCGGAGGGAUCUGAUGAAGGAGAGAAGGAAGGUGUUUGUGAUAUCUUCUGUAAUGUGGAAGAAGAUUUUUCAGAAACUGUUGAUCGUGAAGAAGUCUUAUUUCAAGAAAACAAACUAUUUGAAGGUUAUGCUAAUGUAAAUUUAGAUGGUAGCAAAAUGGAGGAUGGCACCGACAAUGAUGCAACCUCAUGGACAACUAAUCAUUUUGAGGAAUCUAAAAUAGACCAAGAACUGUCACCUGUAGAAAAUACAAACAAUGUUUACCCACCAGUAGAAGAAGAUAAGGAUUCAGAGAGAUGCAUUGAAACGCCAACCAGUGAUGACACCUUAGUACCUGAGGAUCUAGAUGAGGUUCUAGUAAACUCUAGCUGUGAGCAACAAAUGGAUAGCAUGGAGAACCUCGGAGAAAGGUUGAAGGCAACAUCGAAGGAAGUUCUUCAGUCAGUAGUGACUGUAGAUAUGGAGAUUGUGACGCUUCCAGACUCUCCCAGUCUUCAGGAUCAGAGGAAGGAUGUGACCUUGAACAAUGAGGUCAUGCAGGAGACAUCAGAAGCUUUGUUUGUUCCUACAGAUCGAUCUGGAGAUGAAGGCCUCCUGCCUGCUCUCUCAGACACACUGGUUAUAUCAAAGAAAGCAGGAAUCUCAGAGGAAGAUCUGCUGGGUUCAGUCAUCCAUAAUGACCUUGUUGGUGAUGCCUUACACAUCCUAGAUUCUUUUAAUGAGAAAGGAGUUUCAGGAGUGUAUCCUGAAGAUGUCCACGGAUGUGUAGAUCCUAUUACUCAACACUCAGGCGCUGAAGUACAUCAGGAUGCCCAACCAGGGGGUGAGGAAGACCAUCUGAAAGAGGUGGACCCUCAGGAGACCACAUGGGCCGAUGUUGACACGGACAAAAACGCACCAAUGAUGCAUAGAGACAAAGACAUACUGUGUUCCAAUGUUGUUCAGAAGAGACACAGCAUAGCGUCCUCAGAGAAGUUUCCAGACUGUCACAGCACAUUUCGAGACUUGGAUGGAUUUCUCAGUCUGGACACUGGUCAGGACAACGUCUUUAAAAAGGAGGUUGUAGGAGGAGGUGACAGCACCAGUGAAGUCUCGGUCUCCUGCUCCUCCACAGACGACACAGCCAGCGUCGGACACCCCAGCUCUUCGGCAGAGAGCUCAGAGGAGGUGCGACAGGGAGGGGAGGCGGAGGAGGAGGCCAAAGAUAGCCUGACAGAGGUGCCACUGCGCUCCUCUCUAUUCAGAUCCGCCAUACGCUCCAUCUCUCCCUUCCGCAGACACAGCUGGGGUCCUGGGAAGAACCAGGGAGGCGACGGCGAGAUGAGCCGACGCAGUUCAGUAUGCAGUUCAGGAGAGGGAAAGCCUGUAUUUUACAGAAGAAGUUUAAGUUGGUGCCCCUGUGACCCUCCCCUCCGUGGAGACCUGGAGGAAAUUAGAGCGCUUAUCAGUUAUAGUUUAGAGGGCCUCGCAGCUGAGGUUGAGGAUGGAAAGCGCUGGAUACCACCGUCUCGAGGUCCGUCUGCGGAUCAGAGAGGGGACCAGCGGCAGGACAGCGAGGAGAGGGGCUCACUGAUGUCCCUCACGGAGGAGGGUCCUGAACCGGAGCUGGGAGAAUUCAGGAGUCCAGAGAGACAGAAGUCAAGGAGGUAUCAUCCAUUGAGACAACACUGUCCGUCUUUGACUCUUCCCCUGACUAAAUCUGUCUCAAUGGUUUCCAUCAGUCAGCGAGACAUAGAUGGCAUGAGGUCAUUCACCAGCACCACCAGUUCAAUGGGAUACAGCAUCACAGAGGAGGAACCUGGACCUUUAAGAGGAGACUUUAAUAAAAGCAGUACCAAAGUGGGCCGAACUUUCAGCUACCUGAAGAACAAAAUGUCCAAGAGAACCAGAGAAAAAGACAAGGAUAAAAGUCGGGAGAAGGAGAAAGAAGCCAAAGAUAAGAGGACGGUGAACGGACAUCAGUUCAGCACGCCCAACUUGCUGCAUCCAGCUUUGUGCCAGCAAUGCAACAAAUCAAUCAACACUAAAGAUGCCGUUAACUGCACAUAUUGCAAUGUGAGAGUUCACAAGAGCUGUCGAGAAAAUCUCCCCAGUUGUUCAAAAGGCAAAAUUAAGUUUGCAAUACCAGAAUCAACCACAAUGCCUGCUGUCACCCUACGAACAAAAUCGUCCACGAUGCGGGAACGGCCCUGGUCUGCCGUCUUAUCUCCUGAUGAGCACUGUUUAUUUCCACCAUCCAGAAGACCCACCAGUAUUAUACCCUUCCACAGCACCAAUCUGUCCAAGAGCAUGUCCAUUAACAAUAUACCCAUGUUUGAUGAUGUGCCUCUGAGAGGUUUGAGGUAUCUGUCUCAAUCCACAGACUCCCUACACAAACACAAUAAAGUGACCGAAUCCACAGAGUCUCUAGAUGAAGGAACUGAGAUCAUUGACAGCCAGCUGAUGGGAGAGUUUGAAGCAGAUGCUAAAGAGUUCGAAGCCGACUCCUGGAGCGUUACUGUAGAUCAAAACUGUUUGAAGCAACUCAAGAAGGACGUCAUUAAAAGACAAGAUGUCAUCUAUGAGCUAAUCCAGACAGAGAUGCAUCACCUGAGGACGUUGCGUAUCAUGUCUGACGUCUACAGUAAAGGUCUGCAGUCGGACCUGCAGCUGGAGAUGCAGACGGCGGAGAAGAUGUUCCCCAUGUUGGAUGAACUUUUGGACCUGCACACGUUCUUCCUCAGCGCACUGCUGGAGAGAAAGAGGGAGUCCAGACUGGAGGACUCGGAUCGAGGGGUUGUGAUCAACCGGAUAGGAGACGUGCUGGUUAGCCAGUUCUCAGAGUAUAAUGGGGAAAACAUGAGGAAAGUCUACGGCAAAUUUUGCAGUCGACACAAUGAAGCGGUGAACUUCUACAAAGAGCUUCACGCUAGAGACAAGCGCUUCCAGGCCUUCAUCAGGAAGAAAAUGAGCAGUAGCGUGGUCCGGCGUAUGGGCAUCCCCGAAUGCAUAUUACUGGUCACUCAACGAAUAACAAAGUACCCGGUGUUGUUACAGAGAAUUCUGCAGCACACGAGAGAUAGCGAUGAAGAAUUUGAGGACUUGACACAGGCGUUAAAGCUGGUAAAAGACAUCAUAACUUCAGUGGACAGUAAAGUGAAUGAACACGAGAAGAAGAGAAGAUUAAAGGAGGUCUACGGACGAACGGACAGCAAGUCCAUCACGCGAAUGAGGAGUGGUCAGAUGUUCGCUCGAGAAGAUCUGCUGCGCAGUGGAAAGCUUCUUCAUGAAGGUCCUCUACAGUUGAAGAACGCUGCUGGCCGCUUGAAGGAUGUCCACGCACUUCUCCUGUCUGACGUCUUUGUGUUCCUUCAGGAUAAAGAUCAGAAAUAUGUCUUUGCUUCUCUGGACCAGCGAGCCACUGUAAUCUCCCUGCAGAAGCUGAUCGUGCGAGAGGUUGCUCACGAGGAACGAGGUCUCUUCCUCAUCACCGCCGGCAUCGAGCAGCCCGAGAUGGUGGAGGUGCGCACCAGCUCCCGUGAGGAGCGCAACACCUGGAUGCAGCUUAUACAGGACGCCAUGCACUCCAUAGAGAAGGACGAUGAUGAGGGCAUCCCGAGCGAAACGGAGGAAGACAAGAAACUGCUUGAAAGCAAAACCAAAGAAAUGAGAGACAUGCUGCAGAGGAAAGAUGAUCAGAUCGUCUCUCUCCUCAUGGAGAAAAUAAAGUUGUUUCGUGAGAUGUGCGGUUCGCCGGAUGACCCCGUCAAAAUGCUCUUCAGGGCCAACAACGAGGACGUCCCUAAAGGCGAGCCAAUCAUGAUGGAUGCUCUGAAAGAGGUGGAGAUGUUGCAGGCGCUGGUCAACAGCAGUUUGGGAGGAGCGGUGGGUCAGCAGGUGGCCGGCGCUCAGGGGAACAUCAGUCUGCCACGCAGAGCCGAGACCUUCGGAGGAUUUGACAGCCACCAGAUGAACGUGUGCAAACAUGGUGAAAAAGAAGAGAGUGAAGAUCUGAGGAGAACAGAAUCUGACAGUGUUUUGAAGAAGGGAGGAAACGCCAACCUGCUGCUCCUGCUGAAGAGAGACAGUGAGCAGGUCCUGUCGAGUGUCAGUCAUCUCCACAACCUCCUCUCCUCACUGCAGGGUGUGGUACUGCAGCAGGACACCUUCAUCGAGGACCAGCGUCAGGCUCUGAACGAGCGCGCCCCGCCCCGUUCGUCCUCUCGCCCCCCCUCGCUGGUGGAGCAGGAGAAACAGCGCAGCCUGGAGCGCCACCGGCAGGAGGCCACCACCCUGCAGCGUCAGCAGGCCGCUCACGCCGAAGAGAGACGCCGCCGGGAGCGGGAGUGGGACUCCAGGGAUCGGGAACUCACCGACCGGGAGGUGCUGCUCCACGAGAGGGAGGAGAAGAUGAGGAGGCGGCACGUCGAGCUGGAGGAGGCGCAGCAGGCGCUGCAGGGGAAAAAAGAGGAUUAUCAGAAGGAUCUGGAGCGACUGAGAGAUGCUCAGAGGCGGCUGGAGAGGGAGAGGGAGCAGGUGCAAAGGGAGGCGGAGAGAGUGGAGAAUCUGCGCGAGGUGGAGGCGCGGUUUCGGCGCACCCCAUCCAGCACAUCAGAGGACUCCUUCAAGCUCCAGAGCAGCGGCUCCUUCGACAAAGAUAUCUGGGAGGGCGAGAUGUCCUCAAGUCCCAGGAGAAACUCCAUGUCCAGGAUGGACUCCAAACAGAAGGGCCGCGGCCUCUUCUCGCUGGGUGGCAAAACUCAAAGCUCAGGGGUCCAGAACCAGAUUCCCACGCGUCUGCUCCAGCUGGCUUCGACCAAGGAGAAGAAAGACAAGAAGAAAAAGAAGAACAAGAACCCGGUUCCUCAGGAAGCAGCGUCACACCUGCUGCCCCUGACUGAACCUUCAGUGGAUGGAGAGAUAUAUUUCUGCUGAUUUUCCAUCACCAAAUCAUUUCCUCAACCAUUCCCACUCUCUCCCUUAGGAGACAUGUGUCACAUCAGGACGUCAGACAAAGUGCCCUGUGUUUUGGGCAACUAUUUAAUAACAUACAUUUUGCAUCAAUAAGAUUGACAGCUUUGUUUUUGUCAGCCUUGACUUUUGAUUUUGGUAUGAAAUGUCUCCUAGAUAUUUUUGUUACAUUUUUGCAAAACACGUGUUGAAUUUGUGCUUACGUACUUUAGGAGAAAUUAUGUUUUAAAGAGGUCAUAGCGUGAAUAUCUGACUUUUUUUGUAUAAGUAUAAUUGGGUCCCCAGUAGAAAGUGUGAAGAAAAAAAAGUAACUUAGUUUUGCUAAACCAUCCUCUGCAAACAGGGGAAAAAAAACUCAAUUACAUUUUGCCUGUUUUGUGACGUAGAUAGGAAGGCAAUAUUACAAUAAUACCGUCCCUUAACCCAUUCCCCGCCAGCCAUUUUUUUUAUGUUGCCCACCCGCAUUUUUUGUGAUUUUUGCUAAAGUUUCCCAAAAAGCCUUCCAGGAAAAUUUUCUUCUAAAAAUAUAUGAACAUACAAAUAUAUUGAAUAAAAGAACAGACUCUCUGCUUUCAAACAAACAAACCAGGAAAAAAACGUUUCAACCUAUCUGUAGUUUGUUCUUGGAUUAUAAAAUCUUAAAUAUGGGUAUUUUUCUUUAAAAAUAUAUAUAUUUUUUUAGCAAAAAGCUAAAUAAUUGCAUUUUUGUGAAGGAAUUUUGUUAAAGAUCAGAUUCAGAUUGAUUAUCAAAACAUACACUGAGUUUAAAAUUAGUAAAUAUUUUUUUUUGCUUCAGUUUUUUAUAAAUUGAAUAAUCGCGGAUAUUACAGAUUAACAUAAAAUACAUACAUUUCUCUCUGCACUAAAUGGCAGUGCCGUGGUUGCAUAGUGCUGAUUAACCUUUCCACCACCAUUGACGAGAUAACUUUAAAAAAAUUUACUUUUAUUUUUUUACUUUUAAUUUUAAGUUUUAAUUUCAACAAACCACCAUUAUGGUGAUCAGUGCAUAUCAUCAGCUCAUUUGCAUUUUAAAGGGACAGGGCACAUUUUACAAUGUGGCAUUUUUAACAUGCUAUAGUAAAUUAUCUAUAUGUUAUUUUGAGCUAAAACUUCACAUAUGUGCUCUGGGGACACCAAAGAUUUAUUUGACAUCUUUAAAAAAAAUCACAUUAUAUGACCCCUUUAAUACAUCUCCGUACAUGUAUGUGUAAGCAGGUUUAGAAUAUGGAUAUUACAGCGCCCCCUAUUGACCCUUCUUCUAACGACAAAACAUUUUGGCUUGCAUAUAUACAUAUUAAAUUUAAAAUUUAAUCCAUGUUUUAAAAAUUAAACAUACUGGGGAGAGAGAUGGUGUUCCCUUCAUCCUUGCGUUUUCUACUUUAGGUUGUCAAAGGAAUUUUUGCCUUUGAAACACCACUUAGCACUUUACUACUCUUCAAAUAUUACUUUUACCCUGAAAAUGACAAUCAAUAUUUUAUUAGCAUUCCAGUGAUAGUGCCCUUAAGGACAGGGUUUUUUUUUAAACUAUCAUAAAAGCAGGGACCCCCACAUAUAAUGAACCUUUAGCGAGGGACCCCUUUUCUGAAAUUUAUAUUAAUUUAAUUUAAACUGAUAAAUAAAUAGUAAUGAUAUUAUAAAGAGAGCAAAUUGGUUACACAGCAGACUUUCUCUUUGAAAACCCCUGCCUUAGGAUGGUUUGUAAAGGACAUGUUUUUUUUUUAGGCGACUUAACACAGCAUUUCAUGCUAGUUUGACCUUCUGGUUUGACUGUGGUGGAAAGGUUAAGUUGUAAAUACUGUAUGGAGUAGUUACCUGCUGGACAGGUAAAUAUUAGAUGUGACAUCAUCUAUGACAUUACAUCCAAAGUUAAGAAUAACUACAACCCCAUUCUCAAAUAUUCUUAUGUAUAAGUGUCCACCUAUUUCAUCAUACACAAAUAUUUGUCCUGCUGGCAUUUUUCUUAAGACAUGAAAGUCAUUUGGUCCGUUUUGGGUAUUUGUAUGUGCUGCAAAUAUGUCUUUAUUUAUUUUUUAAAGAGGCACAUGGUUUUAAAAUCCCACUUGUGCAGGGUUGUAUUGCGUAAACCUGCAGUAACUUAACUCUGCCACUAGAGGGCAGCAGAGAUUGAACUAUUUCUACUUUUGAGGAGCACCCUGUGGAUUUAUGUAACAUUAAAGUGAUGACGUCAAAGAGGACACGGAGUGAGGAUUAUUUCUUCACAUUUACAAAAGGGAUUUUGUUAUUUCGUCAAAGCUUAUGGCCUUACAGAACUGUCAGCAAGACUUUUGUCCUCAGGAAACGUUAAAUCAGGCAGUAUAAAAGUACAUAAAAGUUAGCCUUAAAGAAACAAUGGAAUGCACUAAAAUAUAAGCCAGCAUUUUCUCAGGAUUUUAAUUAAUUUGUUUUUGUUUAGGAAGUAAGGUUUCAUCUGUACAUUAAUGUACACGUGGUUUCUUGCAAAAUAUGAAACUAAUAUUAUGUACAUAUCGUUUCGUGUAAAGCAUGUCAUUUUGUUUCAUUUGUGAUUAAUUUUGUAAGAAGUGUAAGGCUUUAUUUAUCAUUGAUGUCUUCACGAAAUUAAAAGCUGUUGCAAUGUUGAA